This is a messenger RNA of Cryptomeria japonica (Japanese cedar), 701 nucleotides long. RefSeq lists its product as uncharacterized. The transcript has 4 exons. The record is from RefSeq and is a predicted model, not a curated record. Bases 148 to 432 code for a protein of 94 amino acids. NCBI's taxonomy places the organism in Eukaryota, Viridiplantae, Streptophyta, Pinopsida, Cupressales, Cupressaceae.
UGCACCGAACACAUGUAUAAAACAUUUCUUUAAAAUAUUUACAAUAACAAAAUAUUUAGUAAGAGAAGCAAUAGAUCUGUUAUCCAUCUUUUAAAGAAGAAAGGGUACACAAUUGCAAUAGCAGGUGGAUUAAUUCUGCUUUCAAAAAUGAAUAGUUUGGAAGAUUCUCUGAAUUGUAAAGAGAUUCCUCCUGUUGUCUGUGCAUCAAUGGAGCGAGGUGUUGCUGCAGCAGUAGCAAAUUCAACUGCUUUAACAGAAGAGGGGCUUGUCACUCCAAAUCAUGAAUGUGCACUUGUUGUGGAUGAACAUCAUGAUUAUUUGUAUGCGGUGGAGUUACAAAAAAAGUCUGGAGAGGAGGUCGAGUGGACGUACUCGAAAGACACCUGCAUCAUAUACAUCUCCAUCCCCUCGGCAGGCAAAGAUAUCUCGUGAACUGUUUCCUUCCCCUAGAGGGAAAUGAAUAGAAUAGGGUCCUAUGUUGUAUGCCUAUAUGGCAAUUUUGAACAUAUGUUUUGUAUUACGAAUAUGUGACAUUCUAUCUCCAUAUGGCUUUUGGCAAGCUCCUAGUUGACUUUGUUGGAUACCAUGUUGUAUGCCUAUAUGGCAAAUUUGAACAUAUGUUUUGUAUUACGAAUAUGUGACAUUCUAUGUCCAUAUGGCUUUUGGCAAGCCCCUAUUUGACUUUAUUGGAUAUCAUGUUG